Mustela lutreola (European mink) is the source of this 7483-nucleotide messenger RNA. It is a transcript of the gene MTX3, whose product is annotated as metaxin 3. The record is from RefSeq and is a predicted model, not a curated record. The transcript has 9 exons. Gene Ontology annotation, cellular component: SAM complex. Bases 16 to 951 code for a protein of 311 amino acids. Gene Ontology annotation, biological process: mitochondrion organization. Lineage: Eukaryota; Metazoa; Chordata; Mammalia; Carnivora; Mustelidae.
GUCAGCCCCGGCAAGAUGGCGGCCCCCUUGGAGCUCAGUUGCUGGGGAGGUGGCUGGGGGCUCCCAUCGGUGCACAGCGAGUCCCUGGUGGUGAUGGCUUACGCCAAAUUUUCUGGUGCACCCUUGAAAGUCAAUGUCAUAGAUAACACCUGGAGAGGUUCAAGAGGAGAUGUACCAAUUUUGACAACUGAAGACAACAUUGUUUCUCAGCCUGCAAAAAUACUAAACUUUUUAAGAAAACAGAAAUAUAAUGCUGAUUAUGAACUCUCAGCAAAACAGGGGGCAGAUACUCUGGCUUACAUUGCUCUCAUCGAAGAGAAGCUUCUUCCUGCAGUGCUUCACACAUUCUGGGUUGAGAGUGACAAUUACUUUACUGUGACAAAGCCAUGGUUUGCUUCACGAAUUCCUUUUCCCUUGAGUUUGAUUCUGCCUGGAAGGAUGUCUAAGGGAGCACUAAAUAGAAUUCUUCUGACCAGAGGAGAGCCUCCUCUCUACCACCUCCGAGAAGUGGAAGCUCAGAUAUACAGAGAUGCCAAGGAGUGCCUAAAUCUUCUGUCAAACAGAUUGGGAACAUCUCAGUUUUUCUUUGGAGAUACGCCAUCUACCUUGGAUGCCUAUGUAUUUGGUUUCCUCGCGCCACUUUAUAAAGUACGCUUUCCUAAAGUUCAGUUACAAGAACAUCUAAAACAGCUCUCCAACCUGUGCCGUUUCUGUGAUGACAUCCUAAACAGUUAUUUUAGGCUUAGUCUUGGAGGCAUCUCUCCUGGACAAGAAACGGUAGAUGCAAAUCUGCAGAAACUCACACAACUUGUAAAUAAGGAAUCCAACUUGAUUGAAAAGAUGGAUGACAAUCUUCGCCAAAGCCCUCAGCUUCCUCCUCGGAAACUGCCAACACUUAAAUUGACUCCAGCAGAAGAAGAAAGUAAUUCCUUACAACGGCUAUCGCCCUGACAGUCCUCAUGCUUUGUGUCCAAAGUCAUGUGAUUGUUGCAGUCAUCUCUUACACUACUUAUGUGAUGGCAAACAGAAAAUGUCAUUAGUAGGUAUAAGGAAGGCUCUAAAAAGAAACUUUCUCUGACAUCUAGUUUUUCUUAAUUAGGAAGCUUGUAUUUUAGCUUGGCAGUGCACUUUAGAUAACAUCAGAGUAAAUGCUAAAUGAACUUGGGGAAAAAAGAAAACACACUGUACUGUAUAUUUAAACAACAACAACAGCCUGCCUUAAUCUUGGCAGAUUUUUGCCUUUAGUUCACAUGUUGCUGACCAAAACAUACAAUUCUGUUCUGAAUGUGUGCUCUUAUUUAUUCAAGUUAAUUUAUUAUUAAUUUAGUUUUCUUGGAACAGUUUAAAUAUCUAAUAUGUGGCUCUUUGAGGCUUUUUUUUCUUCUGUUUAGAAAUUUUGAUGCCAAUUUUAGACGUUAGGGGAAAAUGUAAUGUUCUCAUAUUCUAUUUACUUCAGUAGAAAAGCCUGUAUUUAAAAAGCAACAAGGAAUGUGCUUUUGAAUUAUGCUCUCAGAAGUGUAAUCUUUUGGGCUAUCAGUACUAUACACACACACACACACACACACACACACACACAUAUAUAUGUCUGAGAGAUAUAUAUAUGUAUCACAGGUGGUUUCAUAUAAUACUCAUCUGACUGUAUGCACUUCAAUAGAACAUUGGUAUUGGUGAUGUGUUCAGUUAAGGUUGGCAAGGAUUCUUUUAGUUUAUUGGACCAAUGGCAGCUUUAGACCUAUGUAUUUGUAGUACAUUUUUAACUCAAGUCCUCUCUUUCUUGGAUUAAUUUUAGGGGAACUGAGUAUAUUGGUCAUCAUUUAUUAUGCUAGGCUAUAAAGUCUUACUGAAAGUUGCCCAACUGUCAGAUACUACUCUGCUAGAGUGACAGAAGUACCUACUGUGUGCUUGGUCCAAGUUCAUCAUGCUUGAACCAGUGUUCUUUUCAUAAAACGACUGUCACAUAGCCAAAAGCUUUAUGGCAACUUAUUAUUUUCCAUAUAGUUGAACUACAGUUGAAGCAUCUAAUGGGAUAUUUGGAAAUAGCGGUAGUUUUUAAAGAGUAUUUUCUAUUUAUUGGUUGCCGACCUGUUAAAGGAUUUGCUGUGCAAGUGAUUUUCCUUAUAACAGAAUCUCUCUAAUUUUAGUGGCUGAGGUGCUUCUGUUGUCCUAAAACCACUUCUGGGGUUUUUAAAAUAUAGGAUCAUGUUUUUGAUUAGUGUCUCAAAAGAUUACUAUGGUGCUCAGCAAAUCUUACCACGUCGUGCAGAAACCCCCAUGUUAAGAAAACAGCUCUGUAGUCAAGAGACUUGCCUAAUUGGAGCUGAAUGGAGCUCAGCUGUGUUUGACCUAAAUCCUCCCAGUUUGCUCUGUAUUUAGGUAGCUCUUGAUGCAGGAGUCUAUAAGUCAUUGUAAAUAUUUUUUCUUGAAAGUUUUAAUUAAAUGAGAAACAAAGUAGUCUUCAAAAUCUUAUCUGUUUGGAUGUAUUUAGGGAAAGUAACUAAUGAGUUUCACAUUACUUCUGCAAUGAGUUUGUGUGCUCUGUAUUAAUUUUCUAUUAGAUUCCAGCAAUCCAAAAUCCGUACGAAUAUUCUAUAUUAAAAAUCAUGACUAUAGGACUUACCGUCCUCUGGGAUUGAUGUAUAUUGGAGAAGGGUGGUUAACACAUUAAUCAGUCUAUUUAUACUUUAGUUAGGGUUGGUCUUUUUCAAUUGUGAUUUAUGUUAAGCCUUCAAAGAAGCAUUUGAAGUGGCUUAAAAUUGUCAAUGUACGUAAAACAGGACAAUUAAAAUUAGGUUUGGGAAAAAUGAAAAAUUGGGGGAGAAAGAGCUGUAUCAACCCUAACAGAUUCUAAAAUCAAAUGGUAAAUUUAACUCCCAAGUUUCUCCCUGGGCACAAAGAUAAUACUGGCUUAUGUAAAGUUUUCUGGGAGUAAAACUACUAAUAUCCAUGCUAAGGAUAGUGUGUUUAAAUUUUUAUACGAAUGUAGAGAUCGUGUUCUUACGUCACAGAAUUCAACCAAUAAACAUAUUGUAACAUUUCACGUUUUGAAAGUUUAAUGAAAGAUAGCAUUCUAGAAUAACAUGUAUUUGUCAUUUUUUAGUACAAAAGACAGCUGUAAUAAUGAUUUACUUCCUUUUGGUCAUUCCUGCUUUGAAUUGCCUUUAGACUUGCAGUACAUAGGCUAGGAUGUUUCCAGACUACCUUUCCUAAGAUGCAAAAUGUGAUUUAGAUAAGUGAGAAUUUAUACAGUGGGAUUCUUAGUUGAGCAUUUUGAGGAUAAGCCAACAAGAUGUCAGGAAGCUAUAACUGAGUAUAAAGCAUUCCAGGGAUGAGCCACGCAUCGAAGAAGCUCUUAGAAAGAAAGAACUUUCCAGAUUGGCCAGAGAGCUUGUGACCAGCCUGUCAGGAUAUGUUCUGGAUAAAGUUUCAGUUGCUGAGAUAAAUGGUACACAGUGUUUAACAAAAUACUGUGAGCUACUUUCUUGAGGACGUGAUGGUGGAAUAUGACCAAAGGGACUGUGUUUGUGUUUAUAUUUGUUGGUAUUAUAGGAUUAGAAAACCAGUCAGAUAAUUCCCAUAAGAUAAAGAUCUUCCAUCAGUGGACGGCCACCGGUCAUCCAUAAGAUUGACCGUUUCUUUGAACACUAAAGACACUCUAAAAAGCAUUGAGGAUUGUCAUUCCUUCACCAUGGUUAUUUUCCCCUGCAAAGAUUGGCAACGACAAAUUUCAGCUUAGGGUUGUUUGUAUUAUUUUGGGAGUACUAGAGAAUUCAAGAGUUUUAUAAUAAAUCCAAAGCAUUUUGAUUUGCAUUUGUAAUUUCUAUUCAUUUAAUAUUACUAGAUUUAUUAAUGUGAAGGAAUCAGGGAGCUUAUUUCAAACACAGCUAAGCUGCAGUUUUCAGAAGUCUACAAAACUGCAAAGAAACUAGACAUCAAAAGAGGCAGAAACGUAUCAAUGAUACAAUCUCAGAAAACCAAUUUUUUAAGGUGCCUUCAUGUGAUAAUUGUGGUAUUUAAAGUCAGGAGUGUGUUUUCAUGGAGACUGUUCCAAGAAUAUAUAUCCACCAGGCCUAUUGGGUUUUUUGACAGUUUUCCAUAAACAGUCAAAAGUCUUAACCCUUAAAAACCAAAAUAUAAAGUCAAGAAGCUGAAUGAUGGAUACACAGUCACUGUACUAUUUUUGGAACUUCUUAUGAGUCUGUAUAUCAAAAGGGUUUUAAAAAGUAAAUUUAUGAUUAUCUACAUAAACUCUGAUUUAAAUCAAAUGAUUCAAACAUAGUAUUUAGUGUUCAGUUCCAGACAAAUACAUAAUAUAAAUUAAAUAUAACUUACUUCCUUCUUAAGUUUAAAGAAAGAAACACCUCAGGUUUGUAACGACUGAGUAUCUAAAGAUCUGCUUUGCCCUACCAGAAAAGAAAAAACAACAAUCUAAAACCAAGAACUCCAAUUCCCUAUAAAAUAUCCUAUGAUUUUAUAUUUGUAGUAGUAUCUUCUUUCUGUGGUACCUGGGUUUACCUUUUUGGGUAAGAUACAUUAAGAAAAAGUUCUUUGUCUUCAUGGGGUGGUAGUUCUUUGCUUUGCUGCGUUCUCUCUAAUUACACAGUGUGACGAGGUGUGCGCUAGGGCCGUGCUUUGAUGAAGAAGGUGCAGCAUCUGUGUGUUUUUGUUCUAAGCUCAGAGGGAUUUAGUAAUUGACUUCAUCUUGCUUUGGUUAUUUAUAUAAUUGAAAUCCUGAUCAGAGCCGCUGAGAAUAAUUUGGGUUUUGAUUAUUGUCUCUUGUAUAUGUUGUUGGCAUUAAGAAUUAUCUUUUGUCUCUUUUUCUUGUUCAGCUCUGUGGAAUUUACAUUUGCUCUUUGGUGUUUUCUUAUUUCUUAAAUGGAUUAUUAAGAAAUUUAUUGUAAAUUACAUGAACUAAAGAUUUGUAAUCUGUUACCCUCAAAGGUUUUUUUUUAAGAUUUUAUGUAUUUACUUUGAGAGAGAGCAAGCAUGCACAAGUAAGGGGAGGGGCAAAAGUAGAGGGAGAAGCAGGCUCCCCACUGAGCAGGCAGCCAUGCAGGGGAAACAGGGCUCAGUCCCAGGACCCUGGGAUCAUGACCUGAGCUAAAAGGCAGAUGCUUAACCAGCUGAGCCACCCAGGUGCUCCUGCCCUGAAAGGUUUAACUGAAGUGUCAUUAGAUCUUCAAAAGGCUGAUUUUCACAGAGUAAAGAGGAAGUUUGGGGGUUUUUUAAGGGUUUUCAAAAUAUUUUAGCCCCUGUUGGGAUGUUAAGUAGGGUUUGCUAGGAAGCCCAAAAUCUUGCUGGAAUGUUGUGUUUGCUAAAAGCCCAGGUUAUUGGCCCUAGACUUAAAACCACUGCCAUUGAGGUGAAGAGCUAUUCUCAGAAUCAAAAGCAUACAGCAAUUAUUUAUUCCAGAUGAAGAGGCCAGUGAUUAUGGAUGAGAAUUAACAUUCUUGUAUAAUGGUAUAAGAAAAUGUAACUUUGAGCUGGACAUUUGUAGAGAGGGGAAUGUUGUGAUAGAAGAAUAUUCUUAGCAAAACAAAGUAGUUUCUUUUAAAAAAAAAUGACAGGAAAGCAAGUCGUUUUGUAUCCUGAUUAUUAUUAAUGUGAAAUUAUACCAUAAGAUUUUUAAAAAACCAUCUUUUAGUUCCCUGGAGAAAAAGGUGUGUUUUGGCAGAUUAUAUUGUUAUUAUGUGACUAGAGGGUUCUGUGGCCAAAUAAGUUUGGGAAAUGCUCUGUUAGGUUACUCUAGGCUUUUCUGAAUCUUUGUGUGGUUUCAGUUUCUGAGAAGGGCCUAUCUUGUCUGUGCUGUUUCCCUGAUUUAUUGUAUACGGUUUGUUUUUUGUUUUGUGGGUUUUGUUUACAAUAGGUAUCUUCUGGGAUUUUUUAUUCUGAGAAAUAUACUUAGGGAAGCACUACCCUGGAGUGGUUUUGCUUGCUGGUGCUAAUUGCAAAGGUUUCCUGUUGUCAGGUGCCCCUCUAUUGAGUGGUGAUCAAAAAUGGGAAGAUAGGUUAGGACUGCCUUGGACCAUGAAGUUGAAGGGAGGGGGAGCAUGGGUUUAAACAGUUUGGUUAUUUAGGCUCCUGUGAGGCCCCUGGUCAGUUAGUUUCUUUCCCUAGAAUCCCAGCUGGCUUGGAACAGCUGUGCAGGGACAUGACCAGGUGGCUCCAGAGAACUCAGCAGCAUUUAGGAAUCUCUGAGACAGUGGGGGCCAACUUGCAAUUCUGGAACAAAUUUUCAGAUCAUUUUUGGCUGUGCUUUAAAAGUGCCAAAAAGGUGAUGGGAUUUAUAGCAUUAAAGUCACAUAUAAGCUGCUGCUUUUAUGCAUAUUUAAAUAUAUAUACAUGUAUAUGCGCAUAUAGACGCACACACUAUUGUAGAAAGUUUACAGUUGCUUCAGUGACAAAGCAAAAGAAAUUUAAUAUUUUCAAGUUCUAUUCUAGUCUGAAGCUAUGUUCUAAACAAGGAUUUUAUGUUUGUGUGUACAUUUUCUAGAAUAAGGGUUUACCGUUUUCAUUAAAUUCUAGAGGCUUCGAUAUCCUAAAAACUUUAAACAUCACUAGACCUCCAAAUUUCAGAGGACUAAGUGUAUGUGAUUUCAUCUCAAAGUAUAAAACUGGAUUUCUAAUCAGGCAUAAGGAUGCUCUUUGUUUCUUCUCUGCAAAAUGUACAGUUACCUAUUGGAACUUCACACUUUGGAUGUGUAUUUGAUGGAAAGCUUGCCUUUGGUCUUUGCAUUGUGUAAUGGUGAACAUCUAGCCAUGUGAAAAGCAGUUGGGUCUUUGCUGUGAUUCUUUAGUUUUCCUCAUGCAAAUUCAGAGAAUUGCCUUUUCAUCAUUUACUUUACGUAUCCCGGAUUCUUCGAAAUCAAGAGAAAUGACUUGCUAGAGUUUGCAUCAGUCCUCAGCAAGUCAUGCACUUUACAGAGGGCCAGGCUCGCCCGUCGUUCUUCGGACUGCUGGCUCCUUCGCCUGCUAUGCUGGGGUCUCUUCAUCAGAGAAGGAAGGCUGUACCCAGGCUUUUAUGUUGAUUUCAUGAAGAUGAGCUUUAUUCCUCUUCUGACUUAAUGUUUUAGUUUGUAUGAUAGGAAAUUACAUGUUUCCAUUUUUCUGUGCAUCUUGAAAUGGAAAUUUGAGGUGUUUCUAAUGUCACUUUGGCUUUCUAGAAGAUUGAGCACAAAGAAGAUUAAGAAAUAUAUGUGUACAUAUAUUGGUUUUGUUCCACCAACCUUAUCUUUGGUAAAUAUUUUAAACAUCUCUACUGGUGUACAAAUACUAUAGUUUUGUUGUAAAGAUCUUAAAGCAAUGUUGGUCAUAAUUGAAAUAUUCUGGUCAUGCCUAGUGUGAAUAUAUUUUACUCAGAGAUUAUGUAUAAAUACCCAGAAGUGGUAGUGAUGAUCAAUGUUGUAAAGAAUUUAUUCUGAUAAGUGAGAAACUGGAUAUAAUGUCAAAAUAGCUAUUUUCACAAUAAAAUCUCAAAUUGCCUGAA